GGAUUGGACUAUCGAAGAAAAGGAAGAGACGAAAGAAAACUUCCAGAAUAGUGAUGAGCGUGGGGAAAUUUUUGAAUGUGAUUCAUCUAUUGCAGAAAAAAUUCAGCAAGAAAAUAAAAAUUUACCACAGGCCUCUCAUAAGAUAAAGGGUCCAGGAUUUUCUAAAGCUUUCGUAAAAAUGCCAUCUUGGGUCAAGUGUAAUGAAGCCCUUAUAGCUACAGAAACAUACAAAGAGAGGUAUGUAAGACCAUUGUCGAAUGAAGUAUUAUCCACGCGUCAUUCCUAUUCGAAUGCUGUUACUACCAGACUUAAUCUUAAGUCAUAUUGUGAUAUUGAUGGUAAUAUAAAUCUACCUGAUCACAAGAGGGUAGUAUGUCAGAUAAAGAGCUUACAUCGCAUUACUAAUAAUUGUAAAUGUAAUAAAAAAUGCAAAUGUCGUCUGAGCCAAUAUGAUUUAUGGCUUGAUGAAAUAGUGUCUAUAAUUGCUCAGGCACAAGGUCAUUUGGUUGGGCAAUCAAUAGAAAAAUUGUAUAAACUAAUUCAAGAAGCGAAACGCAUUAUCCCUCAGAAAGGUAAAACAUUCCGCUUAGCUCCUAAUAAAGAAUCUAUAUUAGUUGAACUCUGGGAUUGGGCCAAGCAGACUUCCUUACUACCUUUUGAGAAUCGUAAAAGUGCAUCACUUAUUUGCCAUCUUAGAAAAGAUCUACAAGGAAUUGUUCGUGCUCUCAAGACUGAAUUUCCAGAAUUAAGGAUCAAGGAGUAUCACGGUAAAUCCGAUCCAAUGGAAAAAACUCAAGAUUUUAGCAACGUAGAAGAAUCAUGGAAAAAUAUUGACCUAGUUACUUAUACCAGCACUUUAAAAAUAGGAUUGUUGAAUGCCAAACGUGAAUGCCUUCCUCGUGAACUUCAGAAUAGAGGGAUUUUUCCAGAUGAUGGUCGAUUUUUCCAAAAGGUAGGUAUGGUAGUUUCUGUCAUAGAAUUCGUUCCUAAACCUGAAGAUACUAUGAUAUUGCUAUUCCAAACAGUGAAGAUGAGUUCUUCUAUAGUUAAAGCAGAGGAGAUAUCGAAUAUACCUAAUGCUUCUAUUGUCAACCAUGAGACUACUGAAUUAUUAGAGAAUAAGCCAAAGAAGACUUUAGAAGAGACGCGUUCUUUAGACCGACAUCAUAUUGUGGAUUGUUAUGAGAUACCACCUGAAACAUUAACUGAAGAUUUUAUCUCUAGGUAUGGAAAUUAUAAUCAUAUGAAAUGGUUCAGAGCUUAUAGACAAUUGCGAGAUGCGG
Funneliformis geosporum is the source of this 1283-nucleotide messenger RNA. The record is from the annotation of a GenBank genome assembly. Lineage: Eukaryota; Fungi; Glomeromycota; Glomeromycetes; Glomerales; Glomeraceae.